GGCAGAACAUUCAACUGGUUUGGAGAACUGGUCAGGUUUUGUUGGGUAGAUACAGGUCUACUUUAUUUAGUUUCAGCUUAUGGUCUACAGUACAGUAUAAUGAAUACUAUUCAGUAGGACACAUCAUGGAAAACUGUACUUCCUACACACAAGAAGAAGAUACUACAGUAUUUCAGUUUGUUCUAUUCAACUAUAAGAGGAAGAUAUGAUGGAAGCCCGCUAAAAAUAUCAGGAGGGAUGCGCUGUUGCGGAGCCCUCGCUGUUGCCGUCCGCCAGAGAAGCAGCCAUGGCUGUCUGCCUUUGGACGGAGGGGUCGUUGCCGUCUGCCAAGAAGGGAAGGAGCACUUCCGUCCACAUGGGUCGGAGGGCUUGCUUGCGUCCACUGAGAGAGGGGCAAGAUUUCCACCGCCAGAGUGUGGAGGAGUGGUUGAGGACCGGGAGACAGCGUGUUCGGGGACCGGCGAGCAAGUUUCUCUCUCUCUCUCUCUCUCUCUCUCUUUCUGUUUCUCACGCUCUCCCUUUCCCUCUCUCCACACCUACCCUCAACUCUCCCCCAUGUUCCCAGGAGGCGGGGUGGACCACCAACUGAAAGAACGGCUGGGAGGACAGCAUCUAAAAUACUUGAGACUUCCACGCCUCCGCCCUCUAAGUUGCUCCCUCAUGAACCCUGUCCAGCGUCCGAAGUCCAGGACCCUGUCCCUGCCUUGUGGCUACCUCCCAGGCAUCCUGACCCUGCUCCCUCCUGGAUCCACCACCCAAACCGCCCUUCCUGGAGCCACUUCUCUGGCCACUGGCUCCGCCCUGGUCUCCUGCUCCACGCCCUGUCUCGCCAGGAAAAUGCUCCCAUUAUCCACGCCCUGUCUUGCCAGGCCAUGCUCCCAUGAUCCAUGCCCUGUCUCACCCUCUGAGCUGCUCCCUCAUGAACCCUGUCCAGCGUCCGAAGUCCAGGACCCUGUCCCUGCCCUGUGGUCGCCUCCCAGGCCUCCUGACCCUGUCCCUGCCCUGUGGCCACCUCCUAGCCCUCCUGACCCUGUUCCUGCCUUGUGGCUACUUCCCAGUCAUCCUGACUCUGCUCCCUCCUGGAUCCACCACCCAAACCGCCAGACCCCGCUCCCUUCCUGGAGCCACUUCUCUGGCCACUGGCUCCGCCCUGCUCCCAUGAUCCACGCCCUGUCUCGCCAGGCCAUGAUCCACGCCCUGUCUCGCCAUUCCAUGCCUCAAGGACCCCACCACCAAGCUCCCUAUUGAUCUCUAUAGGUAGUUUUGUUUAUGUUUGGUCAUUGGUAGCCACCCCUUGUUGGGGGGAUAUGUCACAUUUAAAUGUGAUUUUGUACAUGCUUUGUGUUUAUGUCUUUUAUUUUGAAAGUUUAUUUCCUGUUCCCGUUUUAUGGCAUUUGGUUUCCUGAUCAUGUAAUAUCCUGUUUCCCUCCAUGUUCUUGUGUCUUUUUUUCAUUGAUUUAUUGUCUUGUUACUCCGUUAUCAGUCUUGUUGUGUCAUUGGUUCAUGUUUUAGUAAUCUAGAGUCUUGUUGUGUCAUUGGUUCAUGUUUUAGUAAUCUAGAUAUCUUGUUAUUUGUUCAAUUUUCCAAUUGGAUGUCAUUUUACCCAUGUCCAUGUAUUUAAGCCCUCAUUUUUGCCAUUGUCUUUUGUCAAGUAUUGUGUUGGUGUAAUGUUGUCAAGUGAAGUCAAGUCUAGUCAUUUAUUUUUGUUUUGUUAUGGAUUCAAGUUUUUGUAA
Messenger RNA from Xyrauchen texanus (razorback sucker), 1733 nucleotides. RefSeq lists its product as uncharacterized. The transcript has 3 exons. The record is from RefSeq and is a predicted model, not a curated record. Lineage: Eukaryota; Metazoa; Chordata; Actinopteri; Cypriniformes; Catostomidae. The coding region runs from base 238 to 1248 and encodes 336 amino acids.